GGCCCCUCCAGCGUCCCGUUCGAAAACAACCGUCCGAGCUGUGUAUGCAUCCCCAAAAUAUCUACUUUUAUCGGCCCACAGAUCCACAAGGAAACCAAAACUCCCCACAAAUUUGAUCUGAUCAUUUCAAAAUCCCACACCCCUCUUCCAAAAUCGCGUCGUCACACCAAGAAGCUCUCGGAAUUUCGAUCUCUCCUCCCAUUUUUCCUGUCAUCGGGCGCGCAGAUUUUGACCAGUUAUCAGCUGUUCUUCUCCAGUCCCUCGAAGCGCAGAAUUUUGUUCCUUUUUGCGGCUGUUUUGAUCCGGCAGUUCUUGCGAAUCACUCUCUCCGCGGCUGACGCCCUUUUUCCGGGUUUUGCUAUUGCUGGGGGCGUAAAAUCCCUCAAGCUGGCGAAUUCGGCGUGUCCAUGGACCAGCCCGAGAGCUCUCUCCCCCAUGCCGCGGUCCAGAAGGGGCAGACCCCACGCCGCGAGGAGCUCGUGCGGCUCAUCGCGCAAUCGCUCUACUCCCUCGGUUACCGGAAGGCGGCAGCCACGCUUGAGGCGGAGUCCGGUGUGCCGCUGUACCCCCCGGAGCACGACCGCCUCCUGCUCGACGUAAUGUCUGGCCGGUGGGACGCGUGCGCGGCCACCAUUGACUCUCUUACCGGCAUUACCGAAAGGAACCGUGCGGUUGCCGAGUUUUUGGUGUGGAGAGGGCACUUCCUGGAGCUGCUGGGCACUGGGGACGCUGGUCUACGCCUUGCAAUUGAGGUGCUCUCGCGUCGGAUCGCCCCUCUUGCCAUCGACAGAAGAUGUGUGCACUGGCUGGCACGCGCAGUGGUCACGUCUGAGGGCGCGGUUGCACCAGAGGCUGUUGCUGAAUGCAGGAUUGGGCUUUUCUUGGAUUUGGUUGAGGCGUUGCCGCCAUGGUUCCGGGUGCCAAGUGGGCGGCUUGAGCAUUUGGUGGAGACCGCGGUUAUUCAGCAGGUUGCUUCGUGUAUAUACCAUAAUCUGCCGGAUGAGGUCACUCUAUUUGAGGAUCACAAGUGCCAUGAAGAGCAGAUCCCUUCUGACUGUACACAGAUAUUGUGUGCUCAUAAAAACGAAGUUUGGUUUGUAAGGUUCUCAAAUGAUGGGAACUACCUGGCAUCAUCUUCAAGUGAUUGUACUGCCAUCAUAUGGAAGGUGGAAGAAGAUGAUACAUUAACCAAGAAGUACUGCCUCGAGGGUCACAAAAGUCCUAUUUCUUUUGUUGCGUGGAGCCCAAAUGAUAGAAUGCUUCUCACUUGUGGUAAUGGGGAAUCUUUAAAACUGUGGAAUGUUGAUACUGGUGAAUGCAAUCUUAAAUUUGGUGCUGCAGUAAAACACAUCAUCGCGUCAUGUGCAUGGUUUCCAAAUUCAGAGAAAAUAGUAUGUGCCAGCUCUGAACCUGAAAGUUCUCCAAAUAUGAUUUUCACUUGUGACCUAGAAGGCCAAGAACUGGAAAUGUGGGCUGGAGAGAGAAUACCCAAAGUUAGUGAUCUUGCUGUGACACCUGAUGGCAAACAUCUAAUCUGUGUAUGUCCCAACGAAAUUUGGAUCCGAGAACUUCGGAAGGGGCGGGAAUGGAAAAUUCCUGAACGGCAGACAAUUUCAUCUCUUUCUCUUUCAGGUGAUGGACAGUCAAUGAUUGUCAACCUUAAUAGUCAGGAAAUUCAUUUGUGGAAAACCAAUGGAAGUUCUAGAGUGCCCGAUAAAUUCAAGGGGCACAAGCAAGGAAAGUUUGUGAUUAGAUCAUGCUUUGGGGGAUCAGACUAUCAUUUCAUUGCUAGCGGCAGUGAGGAUUCACAGGUGUACAUUUGGCAAAGAUGCAUGGAGAUGCCGAUAAAGGUCCUAUAUGGGCACUCAAUGACUGUAAAUUGUGUAAGCUGGAACCCUGCGAGGCCCCAGAUGUUGGCUUCCGCAAGCGAUGACCGUACAGUUCGCAUAUGGCUAGCGCGCAAAGCUCACAGUUUGACUUGAAAAGUUUUGUAUGUUUUCCCUGUAAAUAGUUGUACAUUUUGACUGUAUGCACAAACUAGUUGGGGAUCCUUUUCCCUCGUAAAGAGCUUUUAGCUA
Triticum aestivum (bread wheat) is the source of this 2078-nucleotide messenger RNA. Its product is annotated as WD repeat-containing protein WDS homolog. The coding region runs from base 408 to 1982 and encodes 524 amino acids. The transcript is spliced from 4 exons. NCBI's taxonomy places the organism in Eukaryota, Viridiplantae, Streptophyta, Magnoliopsida, Poales, Poaceae. The record is from RefSeq and is a predicted model, not a curated record. Gene Ontology annotation, molecular function: protein binding.